Molecule: messenger RNA, 1251 nt
Organism: Podarcis raffonei (Aeolian wall lizard)
Lineage: Eukaryota; Metazoa; Chordata; Lepidosauria; Squamata; Lacertidae
Product: basal cell adhesion molecule-like
Exons: 9
Coding region: 189-1130 (313 amino acids)
Cellular component (GO): plasma membrane
Source: RefSeq, a predicted model, not a curated record
AGUUUUCUAAGGAAAGGACGGAGCCAGCAGCUGCCCAGCCCACUUGGGGUGCAACAAACCAGUCCCUCCAUGUGAAGGUGGUGAUGGAUGGACCCAGCUUCUCCUUUCCCUCUUAAGCGGGCGAACCAGGAAACGGAGGAGGGAACUUUCUCAUUACCCAAAACAGAAGGCAAGCAGGCAGCGGGGCGAUGAUGGCGCAGUUUCAACAGAAGCUCUUCUGGCUGGUGGCGGCUGGCCUGGCCGUGACCCUGCGCACCAGCCAGGCAGAGGUCUCCAUCGUCCUUCGCAGCGACCAGGAGGGUCCUGUCCUUGAGGGCGGGAACGUGACUCUGGAGUGCCUGGGCAGUGAAGGAGAGGAGAUGAGCGGAUUCACUUUCCAGAAAUACAGCAAGUGGCUCCACUCCUGGAUCUCCCUCGACGAAGCCAGCGAGAUGCGCUGCUGGUUUUACGACGUCAGCGUCAGCUACGACGACGACCGCCUCCAACUUGCCAUCAGUGGACUGAAAUCUUGGCACGCUGGACCUUACCGCUGCGCCGGCUCCAACGGCACCAACAAUGCCUCUGUCUCCAAUGAGCUGGACCUGCAGAUGGAAUAUCUGCACAGCAUCCUCCUUGCUCGCACAAACACCUGGUGUGGGACAGUUGGAGAUUCUGUCACGAUACUUGAAGGCAGCGACCUGCACCUUCGGUGCUCUGCAGGUGCUUCAAAGCCCCCGCUCUACGAAUGGACCCGAGAGGGAGAUGACUGGGUUCUGGUCUCCAGCGACUUGACGCUUUCCAAGGUGAACCGGGAGCAAGCCGGGACCUACACUUGCCGGGCGCAACACCCCACUUUGCCCCAGUUGACCAAGAGCAAGUCGAUCCAUCUGUAUGUGGAGGGGAGCGAGCGCGGAUUCACCCUCGAGUCCGUGCUGUCCCUUAGCACCCCAAUGCUGGCCCUGGCUGUGGCAUUGCCUGCAGUGCUGCUACUGCUGGUGAUCUUGGUCUUCGCCUUCCUGAUCCCCCGGCAUCGGGCAGCUGCCAAGAAGAAAGCCGGCCUGGAAGACUCCGGCCAGCGUACCCCAAUCUACAAAGGCAGCCUGGAGUCUGUGCCUUCCUCCGUUGGAGAUACGCAUCCCCUGGUGAUGUAAUAAAGAAGAUACAGGGUGAAAUGGAUCUCCCUCCUUUCUUUUGUCACUUUCAAGAUCCAGCUUCUUCAGAAACUAUGGGAUGGUGGGGAUGCUAACAAUGUACAACGGUUGUUUUUGUGUA